AUGAAAGCGUUCAAGAAUUUACUGGAGACAACGGAUGCAGAGCUCACGCCAGAGUAUGAGACUGAAGUCGUCACAUGUCACUUCACUAACAUGGUUAAGUUACUACCAGAAAAGCCAUCCGCUGUCUUGCGGAGAGAACAGCUAGCAUCCUUAAGUGGUCGGAUGUGCUGUCUUAAGAGCCACCACAUUUGUCUAUUUUGCCUGCUGCGUUCAGCUCAGCAUGUCUUAUCAUGCGGGCACACAUUAUGUGACAGCUGUGCCCAAAUUUUCGGAACCCCUGUUGCUGGUGGGGAAUACCAAUUUCUGGUCAAAGGAUGCCUUUGUUGUCUGUAUCCAAGACCUCUUCUCAUUAGCGUACUUCCACCUACCAUGAGUGCAAGUAUCCUUGCUAUCGAUGGUGGAGGCGUUCGUGGGGUUAUUCCAUUGGAAUUCUUGACUCUCGCCGCUGAGCAUCUAGCCCCGUGCUCGAUACAGGAUGUUGUGGAUCUUGCGAUCGGAACAAGUUCUGGGGCCCUUAUCGCUCUCGGUCUUUUUGCUAUGUCAUGGGACGUUCGAACAUGCUCCGAAAGAUUCGAUACUUUGGCGAAGCGUAUCUUCUCGCGGCGGCGCCCCUCCAUCUUAUCCAUGCUACUUCAUCGGUUAGCCGGCGUCGAAUCGCGAGUUGGUGGUGCGCUUCGAUCACUUCAAUGGCUCAUACAAGACAGUUGCUAUGACUCCAUUGCCUUUGACGAUGCGCUUAAAAGCGUCUUCGGAGAAGAUCGUCAAGUUUUCAGUGCUCCUGACGCUAAGGAUUUGAGUCUCCAACGCUCAGACUCAAAGUUUGGCGUGAUCACCACAAGUAUUUCGAAAGACACAAGUACCUUUGUCUAUUUCACCCCCGCGGAUCUACAAGGAAUUGGAUCUUUCCAGGAUGGCGGACUAAAGUACAAUUUUGCGGGUGACAUCGCGUGUCAAAUCGCCCAGCAAGUUUGGCCGUCCGCUGUUGGAUCUCUUCGAGUACUCUCUCUCGGAACUGGCAAGGCUUCGCAUCUUGAUCAAACCCCCCAUUUCCGCCAUGUCUUCAGUGACGGAUUCAUGCGGCGGGGCUUUGAUGCUUGGAUGUCAACAAUGAACACGGACGCAGAUUGGAAAAAAUGGAGAAACCGACUGACUGACGAUUCGAAAACAGAUAGUCAUCGUCUAGACGCUCCCCUUGAAAGCACUGACUCAAAUUUGGACUCCGUGGAAAGCAUGGAAAGAUUGCGUGAUCUGGUCAUUCUACAGCCUGGCAGUUCACGAAUGGUCCGCGAAGCAGUCUCGACCCUCUUAGUCUCCCGCUUCUUUUUCUUGAUUCAGUCGGUACCAGAGCAGGCUACAUGUCCGUUUUGGUGCUACGGAACAGUCAGGUGUAAAGGGCCGGCGCGUGAAAUCAUCACUGCACUGGAGAGGCUUCAUCCAGAUGGUCUCCAAUACACUUCGCAGGACGGUUACGUUGAGAGGUUUAAUGGCGUGAGAAGUAUCUGUGACACGUGCGGUUGCUAUUAUCAACCAAUGUCGUUUCUCGUACCUCACCUUGAUCAACGUGUUGAGGUCUUUAUUACAAACACCACGAAGAAACAAUGGAGAAUCAGUGGGUUUCCUGCUACGGUUAGGCAAAUGAUUCACAGGCAGAAUUUUGGCUUCUCAUUUGGACGAGAUGACCAUGGGUACCCCUGUCGGGAGGACUGCAGAUCCUGUGGGAAAUCUGGUAUUCCUGGAGGUCAACGACGUAAGAGGAGAACGUCAUUGUCGCAGAGUCGAGACUUGAAAAGAGUACGGUAA
Penicillium diatomitis is the source of this 1800-nucleotide messenger RNA. Its product is annotated as patatin-like phospholipase family protein. The coding region runs from base 1 to 1800 and encodes 599 amino acids. Gene Ontology annotation, biological process: arachidonate metabolic process. Gene Ontology annotation, cellular component: membrane. The record is from RefSeq and is a predicted model, not a curated record. Lineage: Eukaryota; Fungi; Ascomycota; Eurotiomycetes; Eurotiales; Aspergillaceae. The transcript is spliced from 3 exons.